AUGGAGCCCCCUGACCUGCCCUGGCUCCAAAGCUUGGAUAAGCCGUGCCGCCUCCUGCUCCACGCGCUGGCCUCUGGCCCCUCCGGGACGCUGGCCGCCCUCCGGAUGCUGCAGCGGGUCGAAGCCCUCGAGGGACCGGGGCAGGCGUUUCCUUGGCAGAGCCUCACCGCAGCCCUGUGUGCCCAGGAGCCCGCGCUGGAGGGGCCGGAGGGGGCCCUGGCUGUCCGCCACCCGCGUCUGCUGCUGCUCCCCGUCGUGUGCCAGAGAAACCUCUUCUCGCUGCUCCUCGUGGUGCAGGCCGCGAUCCCGGAGGGCUGCCUCAGCCGGCUGCUCCAGGCCACGGAGCAGUGUUCCCACCCGGAUGCCUGGAUGCGGAUGCUGGGGGAUCUGCUCCGGCAGGGACUGAUGAGAGAGGGGCACUCCCCGGCUCCCGUGCCCAUGUCUGCCGCGUGCCAGCAGCAGCUGGGGGGCUUGGGUGGGAAGCGCAAGAAAGUGUCGGAAGAGAGCCUGGAAUCAGAUGAGGAGCGAGAGGGGAGAAGCCCGCUGCUGGAGGAGGCGGCAUUUGACCCCCCGGGAACACAGGAGCAUGGGGAUACAGCAGGGGUGGAAGAGGAGGUGCCUGUGGAGACUUCGGGGGGCAGAUCCACUCAGAGCCCGGCCGGAACUGCUCUGGAAAGUGCUCCACAGGAUGCGGCCGAGGAGCUCAGGGAGACUUCCCAGGCGGAGCUGGCAGCAGAGGUCCAGUCCUUCCUCCAGGUGCAUGGACCGAGGCUGAAAAUGCUGCUGCAGAAGGAGCCCAGCCACUCGGCGCUGAGCAUCCCACCCGAGCUGCACAUCCUGAACAAGUGCUCUCCCAGCCAGCUCGAGGGGCUGUGCUCCUUCCUCCAGCUCUCCACGUGCCCGGAGCAGCUGCUGGGGCGUUUCUGCAGCUGGCUGCUGGCUCUCACCCCCGACCUCAGCUACACCAGCGCGGCCGUCCUGGCAGAGCAGCUCUUUCUCAGGCGAGUCCUGUCCCUCGCCCGGCCGCCCUCCCGCCACCUCAUGGCUGCCCUCGCUUCGUUUUGCUCCAAGUAUUCCCAGCCCUUCUGCCGCGUCCUGUUGGCCGCAGUCAUGCGGGAGCCGGGGGAAGGUGCUGAGCAGACCAAGCUGGUGUGUGAGCUCGUGGAGGAGUGCCUGGAGCCAGACUCUGUGAUACUGGUGCUAAGCCAAGUCCUGGAGGUGCCUUUGUCGGAGAAGCUCCUGCCAGUAGUGCAGGCCGUGCUGGGGCGUCAGGAGGUGAUUCCCCCUGAGCUCUUUGAUCUCUUGGUCCUGACUCUGUGCCGGCACGCCCCAGCCUUUGCCAUGUCACAGAAUUAUGCCAAGCUGGUGAUGGCUGUGCUCACCACUUACCAAAGCCAGGUCACCCCAGGCCACCGGAGCUGUCUGGCUGCGGCUCUGGAUCACAGCAAGGCAGCUCUGAGGAAAUCGCUGCAGGCUGUGCUGGAAGGACCCAGAUGGCGCCUCGCUCCCCGCCUUCCCAAGAUGGCGGCGGAGGAGGAGCCGCCUAAGGCGUACGAGGCCUUCCCGGCAUCAGCCCUUGCA
Molecule: messenger RNA, 1581 nt
Organism: Eurypyga helias (sunbittern)
Lineage: Eukaryota; Metazoa; Chordata; Aves; Eurypygiformes; Eurypygidae
Gene: FANCE
Product: Fanconi anemia, complementation group E
Exons: 13
Biological process (GO): interstrand cross-link repair
Cellular component (GO): Fanconi anaemia nuclear complex
Source: RefSeq, a predicted model, not a curated record